This is a messenger RNA of Asparagus officinalis (garden asparagus), 2627 nucleotides long. RefSeq names its product LEAF RUST 10 DISEASE-RESISTANCE LOCUS RECEPTOR-LIKE PROTEIN KINASE-like 1.2. Gene Ontology annotation, molecular function: ATP binding; protein kinase activity; polysaccharide binding. NCBI's taxonomy places the organism in Eukaryota, Viridiplantae, Streptophyta, Magnoliopsida, Asparagales, Asparagaceae. Bases 400 to 2328 code for a protein of 642 amino acids. Gene Ontology annotation, biological process: protein phosphorylation. The transcript has 4 exons. The record is from RefSeq and is a predicted model, not a curated record.
AUUUUUUUAAAAAAAAAAUUCUUGAGGUUGUCAAUUUGUCAUGAUUCGAGAUAUACAAAAAUCCAAAAAGCAAAGCAAGUCCCUUGUGCCAAAAUUUCCAUCACUAUCCCUCCCACCAAAGCACACGGCCCUUUCACGGCCUCUCAAUUUGGUCCACUCGAAAGACGACCUCAUUAAAAUUCCCAAACCACCCUCACAAAUCUUAUCCCCUUCUCGAGCAUUCAACCCCUUUCUUUAUGGUUUUUUUGACUUUCUCUGUCGCCUUUAAAAACGCGCUGCAGCCGUCUCUUAAACAAAAACAAAGUCUCCCAAGUUUAUUCCUAGUCCAACGCCGACCAACCCCCAAUUUAACCCCCCCAAAAAAAUUAAACAAUCCUUGUAUCAUCUCUCAAUCCUCAAAUGAACCCAAAUCUCUUCUCCUCUUUCGUCUUCAUUUUCUCAACAGCCUUAGCCUUUGCUUCUGCUGCUUAUGAUCCCCCAAUGAAACCUGAGCAGUACCCAAAAAUGGACUGCGCUCCUACAAGCUGCGGCAACGUCAAAAACAUAACAUACCCAUUUUGGGUUGAGAAGCAACAGCCUUCUCAUUGUGGGUUCCCUGCUUUCAAGCUCAGAUGCAAUGAUCAAACCCCAAUUCUUCGAACGUCCUCGGCUGACUACCUAGUUCGAGAAAUUUUCUAUGAGAACAAUUCUCUAGCGUUAGUCAAUUCAGCUUAUGUGUCCAAUCCUUGCCCAGUUCCUCACUCCAACUUGUCUUUCAGUCUCACUCCGUUUAACGUCAGAUCGGCGAGUCGAGAUCUUGUUUUCUUGUUCAAUUGCUCUCCUGAGAGCAAUUUUUAUAGGGUUGGUUGUGGUGCUAAUGAUACAUUUGCUUGCUGGGGUGAUGAGCUGGGUAGUUUUGUGAAUUGUGAGAGGGUGAUUAUGCCGGUUGUGGACUAUUCGAAUGGAGGUAAUGUGACGGAUUAUGCGAGGAUUUUGGGAGGUGGGUUCGUUGUGGAAUGGACUGCGCCGGAUUGUGCAGAGUGCAGGGAGAGCAAUGGGCAGUGUGGGUACAACAAUUUGAAUGAUAAUUUCAUGUGCAUUUGUCCUGAUAGAGCCCAUUGGAGGAGUUGUCAGCCAGAUAAAGGAAGUAACACAUCAAGGAACACAAUUAUCGGAGUAGGUGCUGGUGGUGUAGGAUUCUUGAUCCUUGGAUGUGUUCUAGUUAUUUUCUUGUACAAUCGCAGGAAAAAACAGCGUCAAUCUAGCUCAUCAAACCUCCUCUCUCGGAACACUUCUACGAAAAUGUCAUCCAAGAGAGACCCUGAAUUAGGUGACGGAAAUUAUCGUACGCACAUUUUCUCCUAUCAUGAGCUCGAGGAGGCCACCAAUGGCUUCAAUGCUUCCAGAGAGCUUGGUGAUGGUGGAUUCGGUACUGUCUACAAAGGUAAACUCAAGGAUGGACGAACAGUUGCAGUCAAACGCCUUUACGAGAACAACUAUCGCCGACUUGAGCAAUUCAUGAACGAAGUUGAUAUUCUCUCCCUUCUACGGCACCCGAACCUUGUCACCCUCUACGGCUUUUACGAAUUCGUUUCUAACGGCACCUUGGCUGACCACCUGCAUGGCGCCCUUGCGUCCAAAGGAGCACUCCUGUGGCCUACUCGGAUGUCCAUUGCCAUCGAAACCGCCGAUGCCCUUGCCUAUCUCCAUGCCAUCGAGCCCCAAAUCAUUCACCGUGAUGUCAAAACCAACAACAUCCUUCUCGACAGUAACUUCCAUGUCAAGGUUGCAGAUUUCGGUUUAUCGCGUCUAUUUCCCCUCGACGCUACACAUGUGUCCACCGCUCCACAGGGCACUCCAGGAUAUGUCGACCCUGAGUAUCACCAAUGCUAUCAGUUAACUGACAAGAGCGAUGUCUACAGCUUUGGAGUCGUACUGGUAGAACUCAUAUCCUCAAAGCCUGCUGUGGAUAUCAGUAGGCAUCGGCAUGAGAUAAAUCUGUCCAAUAUGGCGAUAAAUAAGAUACAAAAUUGCCAGAUUGAUCAGUUGGUUGACCCUGAUCUCGGAUAUCAGACACAUACUGAGAUCAAGGGAAUGAUCAACCAGGUGGCUGAGCUGGCAUUCCGGUGUCUACAGCCGGAUAGAGAUAUGAGGCCUUGCAUUAAAGAAGUUCUUGAGGUUUUAAACGGAAUCGAAGGUGGAGGACACAAUGGCGAUAAAGAGGUGGAGGUGACUCAAGUUCAGGCGAAGGAGGAGAGUCGUUUGCUGAAGAACGUUUCACCAUUUUCGCCGGAUACAGUUACAGAGAGAUGGUCGAGCGAGUCCACAACACCUAACACUAGUGGUUAAGGUAUAUAGCCUGUAUUUGCAUUUUGUUCGUUCAGAAUUGUCAGUUUGAUUAACAAAUGUAGAGUUGAAGCUUUUAUUGCUGUAGUUGAUGAAAUCAAGAGGAAUGUACAUAGUAAAUAGAGUUCCAAUCACAAUGUUAUGUAUACAUAUAUAUAAGUUUUCCGGAUUUUUGGUUAUUUGAUGGUACUAUUAGCCAUUUUUAUCUGUAAAUGUUGAUCGCUUGGAAAUGUAAACUUCGAACUAUCAGCCAUUUUUAUCUGUAAAUGUUGAUUGCUUGUAAAUGUGAUUUUCUAAGAACA